Phialemonium atrogriseum is the source of this 3837-nucleotide messenger RNA. RefSeq names its product Niemann-pick type C-related protein 1. The coding region runs from base 1 to 3837 and encodes 1278 amino acids. Gene Ontology annotation, molecular function: sterol binding; lipid carrier activity. The record is from RefSeq and is a predicted model, not a curated record. The transcript has 2 exons. NCBI's taxonomy places the organism in Eukaryota, Fungi, Ascomycota, Sordariomycetes, Cephalothecales, Cephalothecaceae. Gene Ontology annotation, biological process: sterol transport. Gene Ontology annotation, cellular component: membrane.
AUGGCGAAGCUGUCACAGGCCAUCGCAGCUGCCGGGCUUCUGCUGAUGGGCCUGGGACAUGCGGCCGCACAUACCGAGCCCUUUACACCUCUUCAUGAAGCUGGCCGUUGCGCAAUGCGAGGCCACUGCGGCUCCAAGAGCUUCUUCGGCAAAGAACUCCCUUGUUCAGACAACGACCCAGCCGAGGAACCCGACCAAGAGUUGAGGGACCUGUUAGUCGAGACUUGUGGCCCCAAAUGGAGCUCAGGUCCUGUCUGUUGCAAUUUGGAUCAGGUCAAAGCCCUCAAGUCGUCUCUCUCGACGCCAAACCAGCUCCUUGCAUCCUGUCCGGCCUGCAAAGAGAAUUUCUACAAUCUCUUCUGCACCUUUACCUGCUCUCCCGACCAAUCACUCUUCAUAAAUGUCACUAAAACGACGGAGAAGAACGAGAAACUGCUGGUGACCGAGCUAGACCAGUUAAUAUCAGAAGAAUACGGAGCGGGUUUCUACGACAGCUGCAAGGAGGUCAAAUUCGGCGCCUCAAACGCAAAGGCAAUGGACUUCAUUGGGGGCGGCGCGAAGAAUCACACGGAGCUUUUGAAGUUCCUGGGCGACGAGAAGCCUUUCGGCUCGCCGUUCCAGAUCAAUUUCCCAAGCAAGUACGCUGAACCAGCCAUGGGCCCCUUGGACUUGAAGGCCAAGAAGUGCGACGACGAGGACCCAAGCUUCCGAUGCGUCUGCGUUGACUGCCCGGCGCUUUGCCCAGAGCUCCCAGAUGUCAAGAAGGCGGGUUCCUGCCAUGUUGGUGCCUUGCCCUGCUUGUCCUUUGGCGCCAUCUUCACCUACAGCGUGCUGCUGUUCUCAUUUGUCGGCGGGGUUGCUGGCCAUGUCGCUUGGAGGAAGCAUGCGCAGCGCCGCAGUGAGAGGUUGAGGCUCCUCACAGAUGCCGCUCCCAGUGAUGACGAGGAUGAGGGCGAUCUUGUGCAGAAUGGUGCUAUGUUCGACCGGCCGCAGAAGUACUACGUGGUCAACACGUGGUGUGACGCGGCGUUCAGCAAGCUGGGCCAUAUGGCAGCGCGGUUCCCGGCCAUCACCAUCUUCACGAGCCUCCUCCUCGUCACAAUCCUCAGCGUCGGCUGGGUCCGCUUCGAUCUUGAGAAGGACCCGGCACGGUUGUGGGUCAGUCCGACUUCUGCAGCAGCGCAGGAGAAGGCCUUCUUCGACACCAAUUUCGGCCCAUUCUACCGAGCCGAGCAGGCCUUCUUGGUAAACGAGACGGGGCCUGUCCUGAGUUACGACACGAUAGUCUGGUGGAUGGACGUGGAGAAGAGCAUUAGACAGCUUAAGGGACCAAAAUUCGGCGCAACUCUCCAUGACGUCUGCUUCAAACCUACCGGUUCAGCCUGCGUGGUGCAAUCCGUCUCUGCCUACUUCGAUAACGAGCCUAGGCUAGUCAGCCCUACGUCCUGGAAGUCGAAGCUGCGGGAAUGUGCCCGCUCUCCAGUCGAUUGUCGUCCAGACUUUGGCCAACCGAUCGACCCCAGUGCCAUCUUGGGUGGCUACGCGGACUCGGGUGAUGUGAUUAACGCCGCCGCCAUGAGUGCCACAUGGGUCGUCGACAACUUUCCCGAGGGCACUUCCAAGGUUUCUCGCGCUAUGGACUGGGAAGAGGCUCUUAAGGCGCGGCUACUUGAAGUUCAAGACGAGGCUGAGAGCCGGGGGCUCAGGCUCUCCUUCUCCACAGAGAUCAGUCUGGAGCAGGAGCUUAACAAGUCGACAAACACAGACGCAAAGAUCAUCGUCAUUAGCUACAUCAUCAUGUUCCUGUACGCUUCGAUAGCGCUCGGAUCUACCACCGUGUCGUUCCGAGAUAUGCUUCGCAACCCGGCUCUGUCACUGGUCGAGUCCAAGUUCACACUCGGAGUCGUUGGCAUCCUGAUUGUCUUGAUGUCUAUCGCCGCAUCUAUCGGUCUCUUCUCCUGGCUCGGACUCAAGGCCACGCUUAUCAUCGUCGACGUUAUCCCAUUCAUCGUCCUCGCUGUCGGCGUCGACAACAUCUUCCUCAUCGUGCAUGAGUUCAAUCGCGUCAACAUCAGCCACCCGGAUGACGUCGUCGAGGUCAGGAUCUCAAAUGCGAUGGGCCGCAUGGGCCCCUCGAUCCUUCUCUCUGCCAUUACCGAGACUUUCUCCUUUGCGCUGGGCGCCUUCGUCGGCAUGCCUGCUGUUAGAAACUUUGCCAUCUACGCUGCAGGAGCAGUGUUUAUCAACGCAAUCUUGCAGGUCACAAUGUUCGUGUCCGUCCUGACACUCAAUCAGAUCCGCGUCGAGGAUGCUCGAGCCGACUGUUUCCCGUGCAUCCAGAUUAAGGCAGCUAGGAUGCAUCUGGAUGGAACCAAUGGAAGCCACGGCGCGCGUUUCUACGAAGCCCCUCAGGAGACUAUGCUGCAGCAGUUCAUCCGGAAGCAAUACGCCCCGAGACUCCUGGGCAAGAAAACCAAGGCCGCCAUUGUAGCCGUGUUUCUCGGGCUCUUCGCGGCUGGCGUAGCUCUGAUCCCGGAAGUCAAGCUCGGCUUAGACCAGCGUGUCGCGAUCCCCGAUGACUCGUACCUGAUUCCCUAUUUCAACGACCUGUACGACUACCUUGACAUCGGCCCGCCCGUGUACUUUGUCACUCGAGAACUGAACGCCACUCAGCGGGAAACCCAGCAGAAGAUCUGCGCCAGGUUCACAAGCUGCGAGCAGACAUCGCUUCCCAACAUUCUUGAGCAGGAGAGGAAGAGGACGGACGUUUCCUACAUCAUCUCGCCAGCUGCAAGCUGGAUCGAUGACUACUUCUUGUGGCUGAAUCCCGUCCUCGACUCCUGCUGCGUGGAGGGCAAGGGGAAGAGCAGGAAGACAUGUUUCGCCAACCGAAAACCAGCCUGGAACGUCACCCUUUCGGGCAUGCCCGAGGGCGACGAGUUCAUUCACUAUCUGCAGAAAUUCGUCAAUUCGCCGACCGAUGAGUCUUGCCCCUUGGGCGGGCGGGCUUCGUAUGGAUCGGCCAUCGUGAUUGAUGCCGAGAGGGGAACGAUCCCGGCCAGCCACUUCCGGACAUCUCACUCCCCCCUCCGCAGCCAAGACGACUUCAUCGACGCCUACGCCUCGGCUCGCCGUAUAGCCUCGGACAUCAGCGCCGAAACCGGCAUCGACAUCUUUCCGUACAGCCUAUUCUACAUCUUCUUCGACCAAUAUGCGUCCAUCGUGUCGCUGACGGCGACACUGCUCGGCUCGGCCAUCGCCAUGAUCUUCGUCGUGUCGACGCUGCUCCUCGGAUCGGUACUCACGGCCGCUAUCGUCACGCUCACGGUGACCAUGACGAUCGUCGACAUCAUCGGCGCCAUGGCGAUCAUGGGGGUGUCGCUGAACGCCGUGUCGCUGGUGAACCUCAUCAUCUGCGUGGGCAUUACGGUGGAGUUCUGCGCGCACGUGGCGCGGGCGUUCACGUACCCGUCGCGGACGUUCAUGGAGCGGGCGCGCAGCCGGUUCAGGGGCCGGGAUGCGCGGGCGUGGACGGCACUGGCCAACGUGGGCGGGAGCGUGUUCUCGGGCAUCACGGUGACUAAGCUUCUGGGCGUGUUCGUGCUCGGGUUCACGCGGUCAAAGAUCUUUGAGAUAUACUAUUUCCGCGUGUGGCUCGCGCUCGUCGUCCUGGCGGCGUCGCACGCGCUUGCGUUCCUCCCCGUGGCGCUGUCGCUGGCGGGGGGCCAGGGAUACGUCGACCCCGAGAGCGAGGGCGGGCUCGAGGACGACCUCGCCAACAGGAGGUAUCGGGCGCUCAUCCGGGACGACUCAGACUCGGACGAGGAUGGUGAUUAG